Messenger RNA from Labeo rohita (rohu), 1506 nucleotides. Its product is annotated as alpha-1-antitrypsin homolog. The transcript is spliced from 5 exons. Lineage: Eukaryota; Metazoa; Chordata; Actinopteri; Cypriniformes; Cyprinidae. Gene Ontology annotation, molecular function: serine-type endopeptidase inhibitor activity. Gene Ontology annotation, biological process: negative regulation of endopeptidase activity. The record is from RefSeq and is a predicted model, not a curated record. Bases 120 to 1409 code for a protein of 429 amino acids.
AACGGGGGUGGAAGUGGGUUAAUGUUUAAAGAUUUUACUCAGCUGAUAUCUGAAGGACUAUAAAUUGACUCCACUCUAUCCAACCAGUCUCCCGUCAAGAGGACUUUGAUGGUGAAAAAAUGUGGGGAAAGACUUAUUACUGUGCAAUUGCUGCCCUGCUGGUAGCAACAGCCUGGGCUGCACCCCACGAAGGCCACGAAGGCCACGACCACGGUGGCCACUCAGCUGAGCACCACCACCACCUCCACCACGGCGAGAACGAACCCCACCCCAGCCACGGUGAGGAUGAUGCCUGCCACCUGCUUGCUCCACACAAUGCUGACUUCGCCUUCUCCCUUUACAAGAAACUUGCAUCCCAACCUGACGCACAAGGCAAGAACAUCUUCUUCUCCCCAGUCGGUAUUGCAAUGGCUUUGAGCAUGCUGGCCGUUGGUGCCAAGGGCAGCACUCUUUCACAGAUAUACAGCACUCUGGGUUACAGUGCGUUGCAGGCUCAGCAGGUCAAUGAGGGUUAUGAGCACUUGAUCCACAUGCUGGGCCACAGUCGGGAAGCCAUGCAGCUGGAGGCAGGCGCUGGUGUAGCCAUCAGAGAAGGCAUCAAAGUGGUGGACAAGUUCCUGAAGGACGUUCAGCACUACUACAACAGUGAAGCCUUCAGUGUUGACUUCUCCAAGCCUGAAAUUGCCAUAGAAGAGAUUAACAAGUUCAUUGCCAAGAAAACUCAUGACAAGAUCACCAGCAUGGUGAAGGACCUGAACUCCGAUACAGUGAUGAUGCUGAUUAACUAUAUGUACUUCAGAGGGAAGUGGGAUAAGCCAUUUGAUGCACAGCUGACUCACAAAGCUGACUUCCAAGUGGACAAGGACACCACCGUGCAAGUUGACAUGAUGAAAAGAACCGGUCGCUAUGACAUCUAUCAAGACGUGGCCGGCCACACUACGAUCAUGAUGGUGCCCUACAGAGGCAACACUUCCAUGAUGAUCGUUCUUCCUGAUGAUGGGAAGAUGAAGGAGGUUGAAGAAGCCAUCUCCAGAGAGCAUCUUAAGGACUGGCAUGGGAAACUUUUCAGAAGCUCAGUGGACCUGUUCAUGCCCAAGUUCUCCAUCUCUGCAACGUCCAAACUGAAACCCAUUCUGGAGGAAAUGGGAGUGACUGACGCAUUCGGUGACACAGCAGAUCUCUCUGGGAUGACAGAUGAGCUCAAAGUCAAGGUGUCACAGGUUGUCCAUCAGGCAGUCCUCAGCGUGGAUGAGAAGGGCACAGAGGCAGCGGCUGUAACCACAAUAGAAAUCAUGCCCAUGUCCCUGCCAGACUCUGUGAUCCUCAACCGACCUUUCUUGCUACUGAUUGUAGAGGACAGCACCAAGAGCAUCCUCUUUAUGGGCAAGAUCACCAAUCCUACAGAGUGAUAUCCAACUCUGCAUAAGCCUGCUAAUCUUUAUGUAGCUUAUUGUAAACUGCAAUAAAUUGAUUUGAUUCUAAUUAAAAGAGUCAUCAUGAUUUUGA